AUGUCAAACCUUAACAAUGUGGAUUACGACGAAGAUGAUGCUUUUCUCUAUGGUACAUUAGAGAACGAGACGACUACAGAACAAGUGGAGAAUGAAGGCGAUAAUGAAAUAGAUCAAAUUUACCCAGAGGACAUACAGGAUGUUGAUCCCCUGGAACCAUUGGAAGAGAAUGGCAAUGUAGAAACACAUGAGUCGGCGGAGGAGCAAGAACAGGGACAACUGAGUAAAGAAGUCACGGAAGAAGACGAAGAAGAGGAGGAUAGUGAAUCUGUAUAA
Messenger RNA from Acaulospora colombiana, 276 nucleotides. The record is from the annotation of a GenBank genome assembly. NCBI's taxonomy places the organism in Eukaryota, Fungi, Glomeromycota, Glomeromycetes, Diversisporales, Acaulosporaceae.